Cucurbita maxima (winter squash) is the source of this 1671-nucleotide messenger RNA. Its product is annotated as zinc finger AN1 and C2H2 domain-containing stress-associated protein 11-like. Bases 228 to 1046 code for a protein of 272 amino acids. Gene Ontology annotation, molecular function: zinc ion binding. The transcript has 2 exons. Gene Ontology annotation, cellular component: cytoplasm. The record is from RefSeq and is a predicted model, not a curated record. Lineage: Eukaryota; Viridiplantae; Streptophyta; Magnoliopsida; Cucurbitales; Cucurbitaceae.
AUUCUCAAUUGACUCUUCCUCUGAAGCUUUUCGUUUUCGCGUUCCUCUCAAUCUGCGGAAACUUAAAGCUUCAGACACAUUUCAUUUUCAAUUCAGAUUCUAAGUUUCUGGCAAUUAAUCUCGGAAUCUCUAUCUACUCUUCUUCUCUUCGCUUUUUAAUCUCGUGUUUCCCUCCAGAAUUUCACGAUCUUCUCCCCUCUCUUGUUCAUUCCGGUUUCGAUUUGGGGAUGGGAACCCCGGAAUUCCCUAAUCUCGGGAAGCAUUGCAACUUGGAAGAUUGUAAGCAGAUCGAUUUCUUGCCCUUUACUUGCGAUUGCUGUCGCCAGGUCUUUUGUUUGGAGCAUCGUAGCUACAAAAGACAUAGUUGUCCGAAAACAGAUAGACGGGAUGUCACCGUUGUCAUUUGUCCGCUAUGUGCCAAAGGAGUUCGUCUCGUCCCAGAUCAAGAUCCCAACAUUACAUGGGAGAUACAUGUAAACACUGAAUGUGACCCAUCAAAUUAUGAAAAAGUCACAAAGAAGAAAAAAUGUCCUGUGCCUGGCUGUAGGGAGUCGUUAACGUUUUCAAACACGAUCAAGUGUCGGGACUGCUCGGUAGACCAUUGUUUGAAACACCGUUUUGGUCUCGACCAUAAGUGUCCUGGUCCGAAAAAACCCGAACCAGCAGGCUUUCCAUUUGUUGGUGUUUUAAGUAGAAGUAAACAAGAAGAGAAUGGGCCUAAGAAAGCAUUGCCUACCACAGCUUCCUCUAAUUGGACUACAGCCCUCCUUAAUGUAGCCUCAUCUUUUAAAGCCUCAUGGAUAGCAACAGGCAACAACAGCAAUGGAAAUGGACAUGUUGAGCAAUGUCCACAAUGUAGUGCUAAGUUUUCGUUGGUUUUGUCUCUAGUCGAGCAUAUAAAAAAAGUCCAUGAAAGCGGUGCCAAUCGACCUGGGGCGAAGAAGGUAGUAAUCGAUGCUUGUCCAAAGUGUAGCAGAGGGUUCAUCGAUCCUGUUGCCCUCGUCGAGCAUAUUGAGAAGGAUCAUGGUGGUACUUCAAGAGCUUGAGCAUACAUAUCAGAAAAUCCGAUUGCCCUUGUCCAGCAUAUUGAGAGGGAUCAUGGUUGUACAUCAAGAGCUUGAGCAUACAUAUAGGCGUCCAAAGUGUAGCAUAGAAUUUAUUGAUCCUAUUGCCCUUGUCAAGCAUAUUGAGAGGGAUCAUGGUGAUAUUACAAGAGCUUGAGCAUACGUAUCAUAAAAUGAUAUUGAGAGGGAUCAUGGUGGUACUUCAAGAGCUUGAGCGGACACAAAGGAUUUAUUGAUCCUGUUGCCCUUGUCGAGCAUAUUGAGAGAGAUCAUGGGAUACUUCAAGAGCUUGAGCAUACGUAUCGGCAUCCAAAGUGUAGCAGAGGAUUUAUCGAUCUUGUUGCCCUUGUCAAGCAUAUUGAGAGGAAUCAUGGUGACACUUCAAGAGCUUGAGCAUACGUAUCAGAAAAUCUUAUUUGUUGAGACCGUUCAUACGUCAGAAGGUACGAAGGCCAUCUCGAGCACAACUUUAAUUGUUUCAUCGAACUAUACCAUAAUAGAAUAGAUGGUUGUGACUACCUUUUGCGAGGAGUCAUUGAACACAACUAACUUUACUGAGUGUCUAAUAUAAAAGGCACGUAAAGUUUUUUUUAAAGUGUCUAAUAAA